Messenger RNA from Artibeus jamaicensis (Jamaican fruit-eating bat), 6915 nucleotides. It is a transcript of the gene RPP30, whose product is annotated as ribonuclease P/MRP subunit p30. The coding region runs from base 22 to 828 and encodes 268 amino acids. Gene Ontology annotation, molecular function: RNA binding. Gene Ontology annotation, biological process: tRNA processing. The transcript has 11 exons. Lineage: Eukaryota; Metazoa; Chordata; Mammalia; Chiroptera; Phyllostomidae. Gene Ontology annotation, cellular component: nucleolar ribonuclease P complex. The record is from RefSeq and is a predicted model, not a curated record.
GGAAGGUCACGCGGCUGCAGCAUGGCGGUGUUUGCAGAUUUGGACCUACGAGUGGGCACGGAUCUGAAGGCACUGCGCGGACUCGUGGAGAACGCUGCUCACCUUGGCUAUUCAGUUGUUGCCAUCAAUCACAUUGUUGAAUUUAAAGAAAAGAAACAGGAAAUUGAAAAGCCAGUAGCCAUUUCAGAACUCUUUACAACUUUGCCAAUUGUACAGGGAAAAUCAAAACCAAUAAAAAUUUUAACCAGGCUGACAAUUAUUGUUUCGGACCCAUCUCACUGCAACGUUUUGAGAGCAACUUCUUCACGGGUCCGGCUGUACGAUAUUGUUGCAGUUUUUCCAAAGACAGAAAAACUUUUUCAUGUUGCUUGUACACACUUAGAUGUGGAUUUGGUCUGUAUAACUGUAACAGAAAAACUACCAUUUUACUUCAGAAGACCACCUAUUAAUGUGGCAAUUGACCGAGGUGUGUGCUUUGAACUGGUCUACAGCCCUGCCAUCAAAGACUCCACAAUGAGAAGGUACACAAUUUCCAACGCCCUCAGUUUGAUGCAGGUCUGCAAAGGAAAGAAUGUAAUUAUAUCUAGUGCUGCAGAAAGGCCUUUAGAAAUAAGAGGACCAUAUGACAUUGCAAACUUAGGGUUGCUGUUUGGACUCUCCGAGAGCGAGGCCAAGGCUGCGGUGUCUACCAACUGCCGAGCUGCGCUUCUCCACGGAGAAACUAGGAAAACUGCUUUUGGAAUCGUCUCCACAGUGAAGAAACCUCGGCCAUCAGAAGGAGAUGAUGAUUCUCUUCCAGCUUGCAAAAAAGCCAGGUGUGAGGACUGAAAAGAACCUCCCCGCCACCAGAAACACUCCCUGCUUCCCUUCGUAGUCCUUCGGCCACAACAGAAAUGAAACCUCUGUGUGAGUUGCUGUUUUUGCAUGGAGCUAGAAAUCGGUGUGGCCUCUCAAAACGAUUUUAUGUUCAAACCAGUAAACUCACAAGCAGAACCUGGUGAAGCAUUAAAAUAAAAGAUGCAGCUUAAUGAAUUCGGAUACUAUAUUAUGAGAGAAAAGCAGUCUAUAGUUAACGUUCUUUGUGUAAGUGAUAAGACAGCAGGUAUAAAUUAGAUGUUUUGGUAUUUCAAGACUUUUUAAAAAAUGUGUUUUUUAUUUAAAAACUCAUGCUUCUCUGCUUCACUUGAUACACACUACUUUUUCAACCUUAUACUCAAAAUGUGCUUGUUUUCCAGGACUAUUAAGCCUAUCCAGGACGAUUGGCUUUUAGCUGAUCUAUUCUUUUAAAACUCUCUUUUAUUAUGUUCAUCAGGGCAAAGUUCUUUCUAAAAGGACUUGCUAUAAAAUUUGUAGAAGGAGAAGGAAGUGUACCUAAAAUCUCAGUUGGCCUCUCCUUGGCUGCUUCUCACCUCCAUGAUGCCCUUGAAACAGGAUUCUCUCCUUUGACUUGGAAGCCCCUGAAAACCUAAUACUGAUUUUUGCUAAUAGUUAUAUUAAGAAUAUUAAAGCAUUAGAUUUAACCAACUUUGGAAAUAAUUUUUAAGAGGGGGAUUAUUAUAUUAGAUAGAAGUAGCCUUUUUGCAAAUAUCUUCAUUUUUGCUGUUGAUACCAAUAAUUCCUUUAAUUGAGAAAAAGGACAGAGUCAGAGAAAAGAUCAUUUCAAAAUGAAGUCUUAUACAAGUCUCACUUGUGAAUAUAGAUGUUUAAAUAAAAUAUUGGUAAAGGGAAACCAUUAAAACUAUAUACCAUGACAAGGUAAGAUUUAUUCUAGUAAUCUAAGAAUAUUUCGGUUCCCUUUAAUGUUUUGUACUUUAUAAUAUUAAUAGGUCAAGUGAGAAAAAUCAGAAUCACCUUAGUAGAUGCUAACAAGACAUUUGAUAAAAUUUUAAAUCUACUCCAGAUUUAAAAAUUAAGCAACAGUGAAAACCUUUGGCAAAACACAAGUAGAAGACUCUCACACACAUGUUCCAUAUAUAUUUAUAUAUUGUAUAUAUUAACCAUGACGGUUCUAAAAGUAAAGCAUUUUCGACUGACUUGCGUGACUUGAUGGAUGAGCCUGCCCCAUGAUGCUGGUGGCCACCGCUGCUGAGCCCACACACCGGCAGUUCACCACGUGGGUGGCGGCCUGCGUCUGCCUGUGCCCCACUUGGAUUCACCAAAAGUUAGGUGUGUGUUUAUGCACAAGUCUUUGUGUCAUGGUAUUUAGCAUUGUAAAGUUGAAUAAGUUAGUUAAAAAUUAUGAGCACUGAUGAACUAUGAAAAGUAAAAAAAGAAAUCCCAGGAAAACUAGAUUUGAUGCUUUUGAAAGUUUUGCGAAAAAGAGUAGUUACUAAAAAAAAACUGUUAAAAAAAAGUGUGAGCAGGAUAACUAAGAUUUGGGGGAGAUGCAGUGAAAUUCUGCGCUUGGAUUCCUUCACAAGAGUCAUUAGUUCUUUCUUUAAAGAGACUGGAACUGAAGAAAGAUAAUUGGAUCUCCCACCGGUGCUUCCAUACACCCAGGAACAGGCCUUGACCUUUCUUUAAAGACUGGUCCAUGAAUACGUUUGUAUGCGUGUAAUUUAGACUGAAAUAAGAUGUUUAAGUAGGUGUAUGUUUUAACUAUCGUGUUUAAGAUUUUACCUACUUAUUUUAGACAGCGAAAGGGGGAGAGAAGGAAACAUCCAUGUGCAAUUGGUAGCCUCCCGCACGCUCCCUCCUGGGGGCCUGGCCUGCAACCCAGGCUCGGCGUCUGGCUGGGAAUCGAACUGGCAAACCUUGUGGUUCACAAGCUGCUGCUUAAUCCACUGAGCCACACCAGCCAGGGCUUAACUCUUUUUGAUGCCACACCUUAAUCUACUUUUUAGCCAACUUGGCUGUUGUGUGUGUGUGUGUUAAUGUACCCCAACCGCACCAGAUAAUAUUGAGGACUUUAAUGUUGUAUUAGAAAUGAGGUAAAGUUAUUGCAGGUAUGACUAUCUUCUUGAAAAAGAAGAGAAGUAGCUGGGAAAACAUUAGACAUGCAGGUGCUUUUUAGUUUGCAGACAUGUUCCACAUUGCAGUUAGGCCUGCUUUCUGUUUUUGAAUGUGUGCUUAUCUCGUUCGGGCACUAGGGCCUGAUGCCUCGUCACCAGUGACUGGCAGUCAGUGGGUGUCUUUCUAAUUGUGCAGGGGGUCCAGCCUGUGGCCCACGGGCCCUGUGCAGCCCAGGAUGGCUGUGAAUGUGGCCCCGCACAAAAUUGUAAAUUUACUUAGAACAUGACAUUUUUUCACGGUUUUGUGUCACAGUGUAUUUAAUGGGCGGCCCAAGACAACUCUUCCAGUGUCGUGCAGAGACACCAGAAGUUGGACACCCCUGUAUGUGUGCUUCUGUCUGGUUAGAAUGUGAGCCAGUACCAUACCUAUAAUAAAAUUUCAGCAAAACAUGCCCUGGCUGGUGUAGCUCAGUGGAACCAGUGCUGGCCUGCAAACCGAAAGGUUCCUGGUUUGAUUCCAGGUCAGGGUACAUGCCUGGGUUGCGGGCCAGGCCCCGUGUUGCGGGUGUGCAGGAGGCAGCCAGCUGAUCUCACCCUCACACGUCUGUGUUUCUUUCCUCUUUCUGCCUCCCUUUUUCUCUCUGAAAAAAUUAAGAUAAAAAGUAAGUUCUGCAAAACAGUGAUAAAGUACAUGAAAGCGAAUAGUUUUAAUAUUUUAUAAAAUAUCAUUUGAAAAGAUCCUAUUUGUAAAGACAUAAAUUACUAAGAAAUGUAUAGGACCUUUAUGAAGAAAACUGGAAAUUUUUUUAUUCAGUUAACAGUUGUCCCCAUUUUUCCCCCAUUGCUCUCCCCUGACCUGCCCCCCCACCCCCACCCCCACAUUCAAUCCUCCCCCCUGCCCAGUUGUCCUUGUGCAUGGGUCCUUUAUACAUGUUCCUUGGCUCGACCCUCUCAUUUCCUCCAUGGUCCCCCUCCCUUCUGGUCCAUGUCAGUUUGUUCUUUAUUUCCAGAAAACAAAUUAAAAUCAUAAGAGGAAUUAAAGAAGACUGGAAUACAUGGAGACAUUCUAUUUUCUUGGAUGAGGAGAUAUUAUACAUCAAAUUCUCCCCUAAAUAAUGAAUUUAACAAAAUCCAUACAAAGUGUUUAUAUUUUUGUUUGUGUAUAUGCUUAGUUUGUAGACUUGGUACUUUGAAAGAAUAAAUGUAAGAAUAGGAAAUUUUGUAGAAGAAUAAUAGGACAGACCUAUACUGGACAGUUAUUCAGAGCACAGCAGAACACUAGUUGAUUAAAACUGUGUAUAUUAAAAAGAAAACAAAAACUGUGUAGUUGGUACAGAAGUUGUUUUAGGUUAAUGAGAAAGUUGGGAGUCCAGAAGCACCGCAGUUGGGGAGGAAGCGACGGGUUCAUCUGUAGGUGGUGCUGGAAGAAGGGGUUGGUUUGCGGGGCCGGGGCCGCGUACCAGUCAAGUGCAAAGCCAGAAGAGACUGCCUGCGCUCAAACCCCAGCCUGCUAAGACUUACCACCCGUGACCUUGGAAAAAUUACAUAACCACUCUGGCCUCGCUUCAUCUAUUCUCCCUGUGGCAUUGCAAGGGUUAGGUAGGUUAAUAUCUGUAGAAGGCUCAGAACAAGAUCAGUCAUGGACAAUGUAACUGCUGUCAGCUAUCAUUCCAUCAUUUACAGGGGAAAAUCCAAUUCCUAUCUCAUUCCGAGUACACACACCCAAAGUAAAUACAGGUGAGUGAAAGAUACAAUUUUUUAACUUGUAAAAAAACUAAAGAAAUAGGUAAAUUUAAAGAAAAGAAACCAUUUGGAUUGGAAAAGACAAAGUGGUCACUAAAGCCAGAAAACAGAAAGCUUCAUUGAUUGAACCUUAUAAAAAUGUCUGUUAAAAAAGCACAGCUAGGAAAGUCAUUUAUGAUGCAUGCUCCAGAGAGGUUUAGCAUCCCUAUCUUUUGAGAAACUUUAAAAAUCACCCAACAUGCCAAAUGCUGUCUGUGUCCGCCCAGACCCCUCUCACCAGGCUGGUGUACCCAGCCCUCAGCUGCUCUAGGUGGUGGGAACUAAUGGUCUAUGUCCAGCCUCCUCUGGAGGAUUGUCCCGGACGAUGGGUAUCACCCUACCCAGGGAUGCCUGGGAAGUUUCCUUUCCACCCCUUGGGGUUGGACCGCAGACAACGCCUGAUGCAGGGCAUUACAGCCCAGCCUUCUGGCCUGUGCUGUGCAGUUCACGCUCCAGAGCUCCCUGGGACUGGGCUGAGGAGAGACUUCCUUUGAGGCCACAUUUUUGCCUCUUUUCUCCUCCGCCUCAUCCUGUUACACUUGUUUAUUCUCAACCACAAGAGCCCUCAUUUCCAGGGCUGCUUCCAGGGAACGUGACAAUAGAAGAUUGGACAAAGAAGGGUGACCCAGAAAAAUGCUCAGUAAACAUGAAGAUGCUGAACUUUACAGUAAUCAGGCAAAAGUUGUCAAAUUUAUAGAUAUAUAGAUAUAGAUAAAUAGAUACAUUGUAUGAAUGUUUUGCUAAUCAGAUUGAACAGAUAAGUUUUUUCAUGAUUGGAAAGGCAAUAAUAUGGAAGGUAUAAUUUGAUACCAAUCUUACAGAUACUUUUGUGUGUCUUUUCAGCAGUAACUGGUUAUGUAUAAAGGGUGCAUGGAAAAGGGUAGUCAUUACAACAAUGUCUAAAAUAGUGGGAAAAGGGAACAACCUAAAUGCUCAAUAAUAAUAGGAUUAGUUAAAUGACCCAUUGUAUAUUGAACCAUAAGAAUACCAUUUAUAAAGAUGUGCAGAAUAAGUUGUUUAAUUGAAAACAGUUAUAAAACUAAAUGCACAGUGCCCAUGCGUAAUGUGCACAGAGAAAUCAGAGAGUGCCUUGAAAUUGGAAUUAGUGGUGUGGUUUGCCUUUUUCAUUAUCCAUUUCUGUAACUGGCUUAAUACUUAAUGGGUAUGUAUUACACGUUCAAAGGGGGAGAGGAAAUUUUUUCCCUUGGGUGCUGAAGGCAGUAUGAUGGGUGUUGUGGCCUAGAGGAAAAGGACCGUAAGAGCACCGUCAGGAGGAGUAACGAAGUCUAAGGAAGGGUCAGGGCAGCUUCCUGGGUAAAAUGCAGCUCACCCGAAAGAGGGAUGAGGAGAACAUGCCACGGGUGAAGCGGGGUGUGAGGGAGGCCCUGCUAGGGACCUGGUGCAGCAUGUAAAACAGAAAAACAAGUGCUGGUUUGUGGGGUUUUUUAAGUAACUGAAAAUCCAAGUAGAGUUGAAAUUUAGAGUUUAGCUAGGAAAGUAAUGAGAAAUAGAUAAGGAUAGAGUUAACAGCUGCCAGGUUUUUAGGAUUUUAGAAAACGUUCAGAACUGGGAACCCAUUGAAGAAUUUUGAAAAAGAGAACUUGACCAGAAUUGCAUUUUAGAAAAAUCCCUCUGGCUGCAGCUUGAAGAACAGACUGGAGGGAAGUAAACCAGGGGGUGGGGGCCCCCAGCAAGGACCAUUUGAGUUAUCCAGGGGGUAACCUGUGGCAAUCUGAACUGAGGGAGCGGCCCCUGGGAUGAGAGGCAGUGGACGGAUUACAGAGCAGUGUGCUUGGUGAGAUUUUGUGGGGCUGAAAGGGGGGAGGGGGGAGAGGACAAGAAUGUUGAGAACUUUCAGGAGUCUCUUGGCCACAGGGAUGUUCCCUUCACUGAGGAAACAAGCCAACAGACAGACUGUGGACAAAGAGUUGGCUCAGGUGGGAAGACAAGGAAGGCGCUUAGAAAAGUUGACUUCCUGCCCCAGCUGUUGUGGCUCAGUGGACUGAGUGCCAGCCUGUGAACCAGGGGGGUCCUGGUUCUAUUCCCAGUCAGGGAACAUGCCUGGGAUGUAAGUCAGGUCCCCAGUGUGGGGGCACAAGAAAAGCAACCACACAUUGAUGUUCCUUUCCCUCCCUUCCCCUCUCUCUAAAAAUAAAUAAAUAAAAUCUUUUUUUAAAGUUGA